Haemorhous mexicanus (house finch) is the source of this 8905-nucleotide messenger RNA. RefSeq names its product interferon-induced very large GTPase 1-like. The coding region runs from base 348 to 7652 and encodes 2434 amino acids. The record is from RefSeq and is a predicted model, not a curated record. Gene Ontology annotation, molecular function: GTP binding. The transcript is spliced from 3 exons. NCBI's taxonomy places the organism in Eukaryota, Metazoa, Chordata, Aves, Passeriformes, Fringillidae.
ACUCUGCUGCAGUAAAAAGCCUGAUUUCCAGGAAUUACCCUGCUGGCUCUGGAACAGAGAUGGGAACCCUCCACCCACUGGAGAGGCAGAGCUGGAUAAAAGGGGCUGGGGUGGGCUUCUUCCAGCCCGGGAGCUGUGGAGCCCGGAGGGAGACGGAUUUUGGGCCUUUCCUUCCUGCUGCUCUUCCUCCUGAGUUCUUGAGGUGGUUCCCUUCUUCUUCUCCACACCUAUCGUGUACCCCAGGUCUGCCACUGCCACUGUGCUGUGUCCCCUGAGCUGGAGCCCUCGGCUGCCGGUGUCUGCUGGGAAGCCAAGGCUGGGAGCAACGGGAGCAUCUGCUGUGAGCCAUGGCUUUGCAGGAGGACACACAGGAGGAGGAUGCAAAGGCCCAGCUCCUGGCAGAGGCAUUCCAGAAGGAAGGACUGGAUGCUGGAUACUGGCUGCCUAAAGCUUCACAGAUCCUGGGAAUCAAGUGCAGAGAAGCCCUGCAACAUCUGGAAUAUAAAGACUACCUCAGGCUGGAGUGCGAGGUACGGCACCCCUGGGAGAAAAAGGCACUCCAGAAACUCCUGAACAUAAGAGAUGACAAAACGUGUGAGGAGAUGCAAAAGCAAAACUCGGAGAAGACAAAGCAGAGACAAGAUGAGGCCAAAAAAGCUCUGAAGGAUCUGACAGAAAUGCACAACAGCCACAGCCACAGCCAGGAUACUCUGAGGGAGAAAGCAGAGACCCUGUGGCGAGCCAUGGAGAUUCCCAAAGAGUUCUGGCCACCACCAGAGAAACCCUUGGCAGAUAUGCUGGAGAGCAUCCAGAAGCAGCUGGAGCAGCAGGAGCAGUCAGCAAGCAGGAGGGAGAACAUCCCUGACACAGAGGUGCUGAGGAGGGCGUCAGGGGGACUGGCCCUGCAGGGCAUCUACAGAACCAGCAGACCUGAAGAUGUGCUGGCAAAGCGAGAGCAGCUCCUCAGGGUUCCUGAGGGAUUCCAGCUCGCCGGUCCGGAGCAAGGUUCGCUGCUUGAGAGGAAGGAGUUCUCCUCCUCUACAGCAGAAUCCACUUUCACCAAGUCCAUGGAGCAGCUGGGGUUCAGCAUGAGCAUUUCUGCCAAAUGCUCAUUCUGGGGGUUUAAUCUGGGAGGGAGUGUAGAUCACAGCAGCUUCUCGCAGUCACAGGACACCCACCAGUCCCGCUCUGAGCAGAGCUACUUUUGCACCACCAUGUACCAGUACAUCCCUCUGGCCUCCUGCUACUUCCAAAGGCAUCAGCUUCGCCUCUCGGAUGCGGCUCUGCGGGAGCUGCAAGGCAUGGAGCAGCUUUUGAGCUUCAGUCGGGAAGAAGACAACCCUACCUUGGUGAAGAUGUGUGAGAGCUUCUUCAGCAGGUUUGGCUCCCACAUAAACCAGGGUCCCCUCCACUUUGGGGGGAUAUUCUGGUGGAAGGCGUCUACAGAAGGAUUCCAAACUAAGCAGCAGGAAGAGAUAAAACGACAAACUUCUGAAGCACUGAACAGCUUUGUUGGGGCCAGCUGGGCUGGUUUCUGGGCCAGUAUAGAAGGGACCCUGGAUGUUUCCAAAUCCAGCUCACAGGCUUCUGUCCUGGGGAGAGCCAGAGAGAGCUCUUAUACAGCAAUUCAACUCUAUGUGGCCAACACAGGGGGCCCAGCAGACACAGCUUCCCUUCCUCAGUGGAAAACUGGGCUCGUGUCUGAUAACACAACGUGGUGCGUUAUCGACCGUGGCUUUCAGCUGAUCCCAGUGUGGGAAAUCAUCCAGUGCAAUCACUGUGGGGAUUUUAAGUCUGUAGAUCAGAUAAGCAGAGGCCUCAGGGCUGCAUACAAAGCGCUGACGAAUCAGAGCGUUGGCACCAUUUUUGGAGAGGAAGUGGACAGUGCAGUGCAAGAGGCCAGAGAUUUCAUGGGGACUGUGAAGGCCUGGGAGGUGACAGAAGCGGAUGAAGAGAAGAUGCUCAUGCUGAUGGGACUAAAAGAUGAUCUGAAUGCAAAAACCCGAAACCCCAGUGUGUGGAUCAACGUGUGCCUGUCGGACAAAGCCCUGCAGGACCUCCUGGUGAACACUGUGCGAAGCUGCCAGGAGUCACCUCCAGAAAACACCACCUUUAUCAAGGUAAUGUUGAGGAGUCUCCUGAAUCCUCAUAUCUACUCUGUCAAGGACUUCCCUGAGGCUUCCUCCAUUAUGCAAUGGGUCUUCCAGACUGAGCAACCGCUUCCCGGACCUCCCAAAGUCUCUGAGCUUCAAGACCUCAUCAAAACACUGCAGCAAAUGAAGGAGCACAUCCGUGCUGUCACCUACACACCAGGAAGUUCUGCUUCUGACGUUCAUGAAGCAAAGAUAGAAGCCACCCAGACCAGCAGCCUGGCCAUUUAUUCCUUACUCCAGUCUCUCCAGGAACAGGCUCAGAAGAACAUGGAACUGUUGGUGCUCUUGAUUGUGACCAGCACAGGGUACCAGGUGGAAAGCAGCACUUUUCAGCACCUCCUUGGACACCCAGAAAUUCAGUACAUGGCCAAGGAAAUGGAAGCGGCACAUGAGGAGUAUGUGAACCUGAAGGAGCAAGAUGCUGACAGAGCUGAGGCCUCCCUUCUGUUGAGGGGUCUGACUGUGACACCCAAAAGUCAAGAUCUGUCCCUUGAGCAGAAGAGGGAGCGUUUAGUUUUCAUGGAAGAUCACAUGAAAGGCUUGUGGUCCACACGGAUAAAGAAUCUCCUCCAAAAGCACCAUGGAGACGAAGACUGGGAGAGGCUGAAACGGGACUUGGACUCCUUGAUCAGUGGGUGCUUGGAUGACAAAUGGGAUGAACAGAGGAUGCAGAACAUACUCAGUGACCUGGAAGAUAUUUUUCCAACACCUGAGGUUUCCAGUCAGUCCCAGUCCAAGUCAGACAGCAGCAAAUCCAGAGAAAAUGAAGCCAUUGCAAACCAGGAGUUCCUGCAGCUGCUCAAGCGCCUUGGACUGGAAAGGCAAUAUCCAAGGAAAAUGGGGAUGGGAGAUUUCUGCACCAUCAGCAGGAUAUCGCUGCAGGACAGCCAGCCCAGCCAGGACACAGAACUGCCAUUAUACUUCUUGCAAAAGCUGUUAACCGUGGAUUACCAGGUGAGGUACCUGACUUGCUGGGAAAGGAGCAACCCAGGCCUUGCAACUGUGCCACAAACCGGAGAGCAAGAGGACGAACAAUCAGACUCCUUUGAAAACUUUCUUGAUAAGCUGACAGAAGCAGCCCCUGAACGUGCAAGCAGGGACAGCCAUGUGCACCCCAUGGACCUGCAGAUGGCCAUUUUCCAUUGUGCUGAUGACUUCCUGAGACAGACCCUGGCAACCAAGCUGGCCUUCUGCCAACUGGCGCUGCCUCUGCUGGUGCCCAACCCGAGCACUUCACGCAUUGAGUUCCCACUCUACGCACUCAGCCAAAUCCAAAGGAGCUGGAAAGAGGUGGAGAAGGCAGGAAGACAGACCAGAACAAAGAGUUUCAGCAACAAACUCAUCUUUCAGGCACAGACACCCAUCGUGUCCUUCAUCCGCAUUGGCAGCUCAGCCUCCUCUUCCAAGUCUCAGCUCCUGAACACUCUGCUGAGCAAACACAAACACGACACUUUCUUCCACCGCCACUGCAAAGGAAGCACCAGAGAGCGAUUGCUGAUGGAAGGGCUGGUGGAGAUCGCCUGGUACUGCCCUGGUGGAAGCCCAGAUGACACCUUUGAGUGCUGUGUGGCUUUCUGUAACCUGCAUGGAGACGCCAGGGAUCACGGAGCACAGCUGCAGUUCCUGCAGGAGAUUUCUGCUGUCAACGUGGCUCUUGUGUCAGAUUGGGAGCACAUGGACAACAGGGGGAAAAAGAUUCUGCAGGACCUGUGGCAGUCACAAAGGCCUUUGCUUUGUCUUCUCACAGAAAAAGAGAAUGUUGCAGCUGGUCGAUCCAGCAAAACCAUAACAAUAGGGAUCAAGAACAGAAAUGAAGCAGAACUGAUGGAGGAGCUGACCAAGACAAUUGGGAAUCUCCUGGGAGGGUCUAAUCCAUGUUUCAGCCUAGAGGCCUAUGUGGACAAAGCCCACCAGCAUGGAUUCAUAGUGGAUGCAGAUCAGCCCGCGUGUGUGACAGCCAAAGCAAAAGCAAAGGAGCUGGUGGAGCUUCUGAAGAAAGAGAAGCUGUCUGAGAUCAAAUCCCGGCUGCUGCCGCUUCAAGGAAAACUGUGGUACCAGUGGUGCCAAAAGGACAAAGAACUCACUCGCUUACAGGAGAAGAGGAACAAGAGCAUUGAGCAUCAUCGCAGCCAAAUUGAAUAUGAGAAGAAAGCACUAAGAAGAAAGCAACUUGAGCAAGCUUCCCCUCUCAACACACUGAUGAAAUCAUUCCUCGAGUUUCUCCAUGCCCAGCCAGCAGACACCAAGAAAUACUUCCUGCACUGGAUGAAGGUCUUUAUGCAUGAAGUGUCCUGUGGUCGCCUUGAAGAACUGAGGAGAGACUAUCAUAAGUUAUGGUCUGAAAUCCUGUCAAGAAAAAAAAGCAAGAAAAAAGCCAGUGGCAAUGAUGAGUUGCUAAAUCACUUGGAUGCCCUCUCUGAUGAAAUCAAUGAUUCAUCCAUCAGUCUGGAGCACCUUCUGAGAGAAGUAGGGCAGAUUUAUGAAGCUCUGCAAUUAAUGAACUCCAAGAAUGCCAAUUUUGACAAACUUCCAGAAAUUGCAGCAGAGCUGAUGGUUUCAGGGUACCCUGUGGAGCUGAUGGAUGGGGACGCUUCUUACCUGCCCUUGCGCUGGGUGGGAGCAAUCUUUGACAGCUUAAUUGAGAGGCUGGGGGACAAACGAGUGUUUGUGCUCUCUGUGCUCGGCAUCCAGAGCACAGGCAAGUCCACCCUGCUGAAUGCCAUGUUUGGUCUGCAGUUCAACGUCAGCGCAGGGAGAUGCACCCGUGGAGCCUUCAUGCAGCUGAUCCCAGUGGGCGAGGAGCUGCAGCAAGACUUGGGCUUUGAUUUUGUGCUGGUGGUAGACACAGAGGGACUUCGAGCCAUCGAGAUGGCCAAUAAACAGUCCCAGAACCAUGACAACGAGUUGGCCACCUUUGUCAUUGGUGUUGGCAACAUGACUGUGAUCAAUAUCUUUGGAGAAAAUCCAUCAGAAAUGCAAGAUGUUCUCCAGAUUGCUGUGCAGGCUUUCCUGAGGAUGAAGCAAGUCAAUCUUUCCCCAAGCUGCCUCUUUGUCCACCAAAACGUGGGAGAAGCAACUGCCAAGGAGCAGAACAUGGAAGGACAAAGGCGUUUGCAGGAAAAGCUGGAUGAAAUGACCGUGGUAGCUGCUCAGCAGGAAUUCUGUGACAUCUCCUCCUUCAGCGAUGUCAUUGGCUUUGAUGUGAACACCCACAUUCACUACUUUGCUCACCUGUGGCUAGGAAACCCCCCAAUGGCACCACCCAACCCCAACUACAGCCAGAAUGUCCAGCAACUCAAGAGCAAAAUCCUCCAGGCUGCCAAGAAGCAGUCACAGUGCAGCAUUUUGAGGCUCUCAAGCCUGAAAGAUCGUAUUGGUGACCUCUGGAAUGCUUUGGUGAAUGAAAACUUUGUUUUCAGCUUCAAGAAUUCCCUGGAGAUUGCUGUGUACAGGAACUUGGAAACGGCCUUUAGUCAGUGGACUUGGAAGCUGAGGAGUCACAUCUUAGAUGUACAGAUGAGACUGGACAACAAAAUUCGGAAUGGGGACAUGCAGAAUGUCACCAGACAACACCUUGAAGGGCUGGUGCAAGAGACAAGUGAUGCCAUUGAGAAAGAAGUGGAAAAGUAUUUCAGGGAAGACAAAGACCAUGAGACACUGGUCCAGUGGAAAUCAAGCACAGAGCUGAAACUGAAAGACCUAAAAGAGACUCUUCUUAAUGAAACAAAAAAGAAAUGUGAGAAUCUCAUUGAGCUACAGAAGGAGCAGAAGAAAUUGGAUGCACGGAAGUUGGACUAUGAAGAUGAGCUGCUGAGAAGGAGUCGGGAGCUGGCUGUGAGUCUGAAAGGGAAGAGCCUCAGUGAGAGAGAACUGAAGGACAACUUUACUGAUGUCUGGAACAAGUGGAUUGCUGAAGUCUCCCGUGCUGCUCGUCCUCUGGAACAGGUGAAUAUUGAUGCAGAAAUUGAAGAUGUCCUUCUUGAGCACUUUAAGGAGCCGGGUUUCCAUGCGCGGAUGAGGUCAUUUCCCAGUGGCACAGGAUUUUCUUUUAAUCCAGAUAAACACAUCACGAAGAAAAAAUAUUUUGGCUAUUUCCCAGAUCCCAGGAGCUUUUUCCAUGGUGGUGUGAUCAACUUUCAGCAAAUCACAGACAACAUCAUAGCAUGUGUGAAGGCAAACAUUGCUAAGAAGGAAGAGGAGAAACGCGAUUACAGUCGAAAUUUUAUUCAUGAAAUACUCAAUGAAGUACAGGAAGCUGUCAGCUCUGUCCCCAGCAAUGGGAAAUGUACUUUUAACAAAGAGUACAGCAUGGAUUUGUCUCUGUAUCUGUGCAAAAUAGCAGCUGAAAGGUUUAAAGCCAUGCACGAAGCAUUUCAAAAGGCAAAUAACCCAGUUAUGUACCUGAGCAGCAAGAGAGAAGAUUUCUUCCAAUGUUUCCAGAUUUCCUGCCAAGGAGCCACUUCUGUCACAACUUUUGCUGUUUUCCUUUGUGACAAGAUUGAACGACCUCUUUGCCAGGCAGUCUAUGAGAGGACAACUAAAGACAUCGCUGAGGACAUGAGGGAAAACCUCCCAGAUUUCCAGGGCAACAGAGCCAAUCUGGAAGUUUGCAUCCUGAGAUACCUGGCAAAAAAUGAAAAUUUUGAGUAUUUCAAGCAGUACCUUACGUCUCCAAAACAGUUUUGUGAGAGUUACAUUGAGACACAAUUUAGGAGUUACUGUUUAGAUGGGAGCAGGAGGCUGAGGAAGUUUUUCGAUUUCUCCUUAAAUAAUCUCUUUCGAAAAAUUCUGUCAGCUGUUUCUUUAUCAACCCAAAUUGUCAAAGACAGAAAAGACAGAGGAGACAAAGUCUCUCUUUGGCUGGAUGAAUUUUGCAGGGAACUGUCAGAGGUGAUCAACUUGCCCAGAAGUGACCUGAAGGGCAUUGAGCACCAAGAGGUCACAGACAUUGAGUUCCUCAGCAGUGCCAUGGCAGAAGCUCUGGAUGGCCUGAAGGAAAGGCUCAUGAAAAAAUUGGCUGAAGCUGACCUGAGCUCAUUUCCAAGGCAGCCUCACACCAUCCUGGCAGAGCAUUUUUCGGGGUGCUGGGCACAGUGUCCCUUUUGUGGGGCUGUCUGCACAAACACAAUGCAGGAUCAUGAUGGAGACCAUCAGCUGGUCUUCCAUCGCCCAGAAGCUUUGAAGGGAUGGAGGUGGCAUGAGACAGACCACCUGGUCAUUGAUAUUUGUUCCAGCCUUGUUGCAAGUGACUGCUCAUUCAGAGUUCGUGGCAGUGAAUGGAUUCCCUACAAGAAAUACCGGGAUGCUGGAUGCCCUUAUUCCACUUGGAAAAUUCUUCCUGACUCAUCCAUGCAGGCAUACUGGAAAUGGUUUGUGUCUCAUUUCAGGACACAGCUGGAAGCUCUGUACAAUGGGAAAUUUCAGGGUAGAGGAGAAAUCCCUGAGGCGUGGCAGAGCGUUACCAAGCAGCAAGCACUGUCUGAGCUGGACAAGCGUUAGGCCACAUCCUUGGGGAGGAAGAACCACAACAGCUUUGCAGAUUAGGAGAAUUUUGUACAGGGCUCUCCACAAAGUGCAGUUACAAUGAUGACACUCUCAAACCUUGUUCACAUAAUGGCAUCUAACUUUUCCCAAAUUCGGUGAAAUAAUGUUAGUGUGGCCAUCGCUCAGCAACACCUCACUUCAUGAGAAAGCCAGAAUCCUCUUGCCUUCUUGCCUGAUCUUCUUAAAGCACCUUCUGAACCUGAAGAAUUAGAAAUUCUUGGUUUAUUAGCAAUGGAAUUUUGUGCUGAGUUUCAGUACCAGGGAGAUCCACAAUUAAAUGUUACUCCCGAUCAUCCUUUGUACAGAAACUCAAGCUUGUGGUGCAAUUGUACUCCCCCAGGGUUCCUUUAGGGUGAAAUUGCUGACCUAGAUGAGUCCCCACAGCAAUUGCCAAAAAGAUAUUAGCCCAUUUGUAGAGAUAGAGCCUGCCAAGGCAUUCCCCCCAAAACUAAAAGUGGCCCAGGUAGCAUUGGACAGCUCACUGUGAUAGCACUUAAUGUUAAAAAAAGCCAUCAAGAGAAAACAUAGAGAAAAAGUAUUUACCCAUCAUUAUGAAGAAAACUGCAAUAGCAAUUUCAAACCCUAGAGCCCUGCAAAACAACUUACAUCAGCUUUAUUUCUACCUCAACUUCCCUGAGGCAUUAGAACAAUUAAACCAAUUGGGGUGUUGGCUCAGCAAAGGAGUCAAUACUACUUCCAUUGCAAUGAAUAACAUGAUGACAGAUGUUAGUGCUGUCAAACAUGCAACCUUACAGAACAGAGCUGCCAUGGAUUUUCCUUUACUGACACAUAAACAUAGUUUUGAAGAUUUUGAAGGACUGUGUUGUAUGACCUUUUCUGACCAUUCAAUGUCCAUCCACAAAUCAAAUUAAAACAAACAAUAGAUCAUACAUAGAUGACUUGUUUGAAAGAUGGAGUUUUACACCUUAGCUAAGAGAACUUUGCAAAAUAGGUUUAUAGGUAUUCAUUGUUAUUGUAGCAAUGUUAGUAAUAGUGCCUAGUGUACUUCACUGUGCAUGAAAAAUGAUGAACAAGGCCAUCAAAAAUUUUUUUCUAUCCAAAAGAGAGGGGAAAUGUGAGAAAGAGAUUUGUGGAGAGUUCUCAAGGCCUGACAAGAGCCCAUAGUAUGCAUCUGUAUGCAAACUUUAAGAUAAGAAAUGCUAAAUUAGAAAUGCCAAAGAAUAAGAGAGAUAUGGUUGAGAGAGAAA